This is a messenger RNA of Mugil cephalus (flathead mullet), 2283 nucleotides long. Its product is annotated as KIAA2013 ortholog. The coding region runs from base 393 to 2243 and encodes 616 amino acids. The transcript is spliced from 3 exons. NCBI's taxonomy places the organism in Eukaryota, Metazoa, Chordata, Actinopteri, Mugiliformes, Mugilidae. The record is from RefSeq and is a predicted model, not a curated record.
UUGUGACAGAUCAGCAGCGUCAACCUCUGUCUGCUGAGUUAUUUGCGAACACAGGUGUGUUCGUUUGUUUGUUUUUUUUUAGUUUUAAAGGCAAACGAAAUGAUUCAAUUCGCGCCAGCUUAACGCAGUGCACGUAAAAACCGAAAGAUAAGACAACAACGAUGCGAGAAACGACAGGAUACUUUCCACGGCUUUCGCUCACAGCACUAGCUACCUAGCUAAGGUUACUUAGCUACCGGAAGAAAACACGAACCCAGCUGGGCAGGUUUCGUAGUGGGGCGGCGAGGAGCGAGACUCAUUCUAUGUGACAUCCUGAAAAAAUUCAACCCAAGGGAGCCUGGGUCACAGCCUUGGGGGACACAGACUCGUAGCUUCAUCAUUUAAAUCGUACAAUGUGGCUACAGCAGAGACUGAAGGGGCUACCGGGCUUGUUAUCGAGUAGCUGGGCUAGAAGAGUCCUCAUAGGAGUCCUCCUCUUCCUCAUCUUCUACUGGUACCUGGGGGCGGACCGCAGGUGGAGGUUCUUCAGCGGCUCGGCCAUGCCCGGGGGGGCGGCCGGCCAGUGCCUGCUGGCUGAGAUCCACAGGUGGGGGUCUCACGUGGAGCGAGGGGAGGGGAUAUGCAGCACACCUCAGGAACAACUGGACACGCCCUUUGUAGCAGGCAACGGCCACAUUUUGAUUGAUGUCCAGGAGAACAAGCUGUGGGUGGCGGCGUCCUCACAGCCCGGAUCUGCACCGGUUCACCAGACUGACUAUUCACCGAGGCUCGGCAUCCACCUGGAGGGGAACAGGGUCGAGGUGCAGGCCAGCCUGUUGUGGUUUCGGAAAGGAUCGGUGUUGUCAGUCAGGUGUGCAUCCUCAUCAGCCCGGGACUGUGUCACCAUCCGAGAGGAGUUCAUCGCCCUCAGAAACAGACCUAACGUCUACCUGCAGCGAGUCCACAUCAGCAACCCCACCGACAGGCCCGCCGCUCUGGAUGUUUCCACGGACAAUCCCUCCUUCGGGAGCAAGUUCUCCACCGGCACGGAGAAGCUGGAGGACAGGGAGAUACUGCUGUCCUCUGGGAGGGUGAUGGUGGAGAACAACCAGAUGGUGCUGGUGGUGGUGGUCACCAAAAAGAUGAGCAGCAGGAUCCAGGUCGCUGCUAAGUCGGACUACACGGACAACAUCCUGUCCGUGGUGUGGACCUCGGAGCCGAUCGAGCCCGCGAAACUGGAGGAGACGUUCAGCGCCCUCAGAGACGGAGCCAAAAAGGAACUGGGGGAGCUGAUGAGGGGCAGCGUGGACGGGCUGGUUGUGGAGCACCAGCAGGCCUGGGUGGACCUCUUCAUUUCAGGUGUUGAAAUGAGGAAGAUCACCGACUCCCACACGCCCUCGAGCCGCACGGUGAACACCACCCUCUACUACAUCCUGUCCUCCACGACGGCGCCCCUGCUGGACAAAAGGCUGAACAGCGAGGAGCGCAGCCGCCUCGAGUCCAGCCUCAACUACGCCGACCACUGCUUCAGCGGCCACGCCACCAUGCACGCCGAGAACCUGUGGCCCGAGAGGGUGAGCAGCACGGCGCAGAUCCUGCAGCUGGUCACGCUGUGGACUCUGACCCUGCAGAAGAGAGGCUGCAAGGUGCUGGUGGCCGCCGGGGCCCACGGAGCCAUGCAGGGUAUGGUCCUCAGCUUCGGCGGCCUCCAGUUCACGGAGAAUCACCUCCAGUUCCAGGCCGACCCGGACGUGUUGCACAACAGCUACGCGCUGAGGGGGAUCCACUACAACCAGGACCUCAUCAACCUGGCCGUCCUGCUGGACUCGGACGGGAAGCCCUUCCUCCACGUGUCGGUGAAGCAGCAGGAGAAGCCGGUGAAGCUGUACGCCUGCGAGGCCGGCUGCCUGAACGAGCCCGUGGAGCUGACGUCGGAGGUGAAGGGCCACACCUUCCCCGUCAUGGUGACGCAGCCCAUCACGCCGCUGCUCUACAUCUCCACGGACCUGCGCCACCUGCAGGACCUGCGCCACACCCUGCACCUCAAGGCCAUCCUGGCCCACGAGGAGCACAUGGCCAACAGGGACCCGGGCCUGCCCUUCAUCUUCUGGUUCAGCGUGGCCUCGCUCAUAACUCUCUUCCACCUUUUCCUCUUCAAGCUUAUAUACAACGAGUACUGUGGCCCCGGCGCUAAGCCACUCUUCAGGAGCAAGGUCGCCGGGAAAAGUGAGGAUGGCUGCUGCGACCCCAAGGAUGCUGCAUGAACGUUGUUCCACAUACGUUUCGGGUUCGGCUUGAGUUUGG